This is a messenger RNA of Penicillium canariense, 3921 nucleotides long. Its product is annotated as U6 snRNP complex subunit PRP24. The record is from RefSeq and is a predicted model, not a curated record. Gene Ontology annotation, biological process: RNA processing. The transcript is spliced from 2 exons. The coding region runs from base 1 to 3921 and encodes 1306 amino acids. Lineage: Eukaryota; Fungi; Ascomycota; Eurotiomycetes; Eurotiales; Aspergillaceae. Gene Ontology annotation, cellular component: ribonucleoprotein complex. Gene Ontology annotation, molecular function: protein binding; RNA binding.
AUGGACAUCAAUUCAUUGCUUUCCCCGGACUCGAAUCCACAAUCGGGGAACUCGACACCGGUGUCCGGUCCUACGUCGAACAACACAUCGAACCCGGCUGCCGGGCCUUCCCCCCACAAGGCAGUUCGACGGACGCGUUCAGGUCAUGGUCGCAAAGGCAAGACAUCCUCGCCUCUUGCACAGCAGGUCUACGUUCCUACCGGACUGCCUGAAUCUUCGCCGCCCGCUUCCAGUCCGUCUACUGGACCGAACGCAAGUACUUCCGGUAAUGGGACUUCCUCUGCCACCGACCGGCCCCCAUCGAGACAGCCCUCUACUGGAAUGGACACACUGGCAGACCUGGCCUCAAUGCAGCAUCAUCAGCCGCCGCCGCAGCAUGCGCAGCAUCCCCAGCAUACCGCGCGCCAGAAUCCACCCAACAUGCUGAGAAAUCCCGGGUCCUACCAGAGCCAAUUGUCUCCGUCCACCAUCCACCCACACGUGAACCCAAUCAACCAUAACACUCCCACCCCUCGCACAUCGUUCGACCUGGCUAUGGCGGAAGGCCCGCGGGAAACCGCGCGGAGGAAUUACGUACAGACGUCGUUGGAACCCGAUGCGCAGCUGUUGGCGACCGAGCUCUUCAACAAAAUCCAGGAGAAUCCCCACACCUACGAGGCACAUGUCCAGUUUAUUGGGUUGCUGCAUGCGGGCUUCGUCAACCACGUAUACCCGCCCAACAAUCCGGAUAUCCAUGGUGACCCCCGCCGGUAUGAUCUUCUCAAAGAUAUGAGGACUGCCCGUGAGGAGAUGGACAAGCUUUUCGCCAUGGGGGAGGACCUCUGGGCCGAAUGGAUUCAAGAUGAGAGCAUGCUUGCGCAUUCGGUAAUGGAACGCACUUCUGUGAUGGAGCUAUGCCAGCGGUCAGUUGAAGAAGAAUUCGGCUGCACCAAGCUUUGGCACAUCUAUGGCGAAUGGGUGUUGUAUUUGUACAAUGCCGCAGCUGGCGAACAUGGAGCUGGCCAGUGGACUGAAGAAGACCGGAUCAUUGGACGAGAAGUGUUCGCUUGGCAGACGGUCUUGGACGUGUGGCAGCGAGCCGCGGAAGCGACACAGUGGCGGAUUAAUAACAGCCACCUCGUUUGGGAUCGAUUCCUGGAGCUCUUAACCCAGGAUCUGACUCAGGCCCCGUCUCAGGAGAAAAUCAACCAUCUGCGAGGCCUGUAUGAGGUGCGGCUGCAGACUCCUCAUGCGACUUGGGAUCAGACGUUUCAAACCUUCUCAGGAUUCAUUUCUACUUACUUCGAGGCCAACUAUGAGGAGAUCAUGUCUGAGACAGUUGCCCAGGCGUCAGCUGCGAAGAACUUCUACGCCGCGCGGGAAGAAUUUGAGCAGCGGCUCAGCAAAGUGCAGGAGUCGGGGGAUAAGGCCCUUGAAUGGACACUAUACAGGGAGUACAUUGAUUGGGAGGUCAGUCGUAAUCGCCGCCGACGGGAAUUCCACUUUGAGCUCGUCAAUGCGGUUUACCAGCGUGCCGUGCUGCGCUUCCCGACAGAUGUCUCUUUGUGGGAGGACUACAUCAUGUUCCUCAUUGGUGAAUCCAUGCAUGGCCAUGCCUCCACUACGACUAUUGCAACCCUUGACCGCGCGACUCGCCACUGCCCUUGGUCCGGCAACCUUUGGUCCCAGUACCUCCUGAGCUCGGAACGAGAAGGACAGUCUUUCUCUAAGAUCUCUGGCAUCAAGCACAGAGCCACUAGCACGGGUCUGCUGGAUGCCGGAGGCCUGGAAGAGGUACUGAAGGUUCACACCACAUGGUGCAGCUAUCUUCGUCGACGUGCCUUCCUUUCCGACUCCACCGACGAGGAUUUGGAUGUGGCGGAAGUCGGCAUUCGCUCGGCAAUUGAGAGUGUGCAAGAAUUGGGCGAGAAGAAGUAUGGCCGAUCGUAUCAGGGAGACCCCCUAUUCCGCCUGGAGCGUAUCUAUAUCCGCUACCUCAGCGAAAGUGGCAGUUGGGAUAGUGCGCGCGAGACCUUCAAGGGCCUCGUUCCUCGCCGGGGCGACAGCUACGAGUUCUGGCUAACCUACUAUCACUGGGAGCUGAUCUGCUGGAGCAAGUUUGUGCAGGGCGAGGCAACUGUGGACGCUGCCCGACGCACCCCCAAUCCCAGCUAUGCAACUGCGGUCCUCAAACAGGCCAUCAAGCGGGAAGAUCUUGAUUGGCCAGAGAAGGUAGUGCAGACCUACAUCGCCCACUGCGAGGAUUAUGAGGACUCGGAUGAGUUGCAACUUGCUGUGAUCGAGACUAGGAAGGCCAUGCGAGCUGUCACGGCUCGGAGGGAACGGGAAGCACAUGAAGCUGCAGCAGCACAGCAACAGCAACAGCAGCAGCAGCAGCAGCAGCAAUGGGAAGCCACUGCCGAGGCUUCUUCUUCGUCCGAGAAGCGAAAGCGUGGGGACGAAAAGGAUGCGAAUGGUCAGCCCACUAGCAAGAAGGCGCGCGGUGAAGAGGUUGGCCCGGAGCAAGAAGCUGAGCCUCAGCCCCUCGCCCGCGACCGGGAGCAUGCAACUGUGUUGGUUAAGAACCUGCCGCGAGAGACCACUGAACUUAGUGUCCGGCAGUUCUUCCGCCAUGUCGGAACGAUCAACGGUGUCAAGAUGUUACCUGAACCGGACGGAAGCUCUGAGGCUGCGAUUAUCGAGUUCGAGACAAAGGAGGAAGCCCUGGGGGCUUUGACUCGCGAUCAAAAGACCUUCAAUGGGAAUUCCAUUGAAGUGAAGGUCGAGUCUGAUGCUACCUUGUGGAUCACAAACUUCCCUCCGACUGCCGACGAGGAGUAUAUGCGCAAUCUCUUCCGCAAGUACGGCCACAUUGUCGAUAUUCGCUUCCCUUCGCUCAAGUUCCAAACCAGUCGUCGUUUCUGCUAUGUGCAGUUUGCUACUGCCAGUGCAGCACAUCAGGCGACGGAGCUCAAUGGUACCGAGGUUGAGAACGGCCAUCAUCUUGUUGUGAAGAUCUCCGACCCGUCUCAGAAGGAUAAGCGCAGUGGAGCAAUGCAGGAAGGGCGUGAGAUCUUCUGCAAAAGUUUUGACUGGAAGCUCGAGGCGAGCGAUGCUCGAGAGGCAUUUUCGAAGUUUGGCACAAUCGAAAAAUUCCACCUUCCACUAAACGUCGACGGCUCACACCGAGGAUACUUUUUUGUGACCUAUUCUUCCAAGGAAGAGGCGGAGGCCGCUCUCGCGAUGGACAAAGAAACCCUUGGGAGACGCCAGCUAGCCGUUACCUUGAGUGGAAACACCGGCCCUAAACGCAUAGCUAGUACCAUCAUCUCGCAAGUCGCCUCGUCCGCAUCACCGCCUGCGGAGGCGAACGGGGCGACGUCAGGUGUGGUAGAAACGGUCGGCGGCCGGUCGGAACGUACUCUUGCCUUGAUGAAUGUGCCCGAUACUGUCAACGAUGCUCGAGUCCGCGCCUUGGUUGAACCGUUCGGACGGUUGGUUAAGAUUGUCCUCCGACCGGAUCAUCAGGGUGCCAUUAUCGAGUAUGCCGAUGUCCAUGAUGCUGGUAAGGCAUCUUUGGCACUCGAGGGCAAGGAAAUUGUCCCGGGACGGCCGCUCCAUAUCGGCAGUGUUGAGGAGUUGAAGAGGAUGCACGCAGAGAUGAAGACGGACCGGAUCACCUCGAUCAAGCGGGAGAAGCCGAACCCCUCCCUCCAAUCUGCGGGCCCCAUCAAGCGCCCUCAGCAGCCAGGCACCCGCGGCGGCCGCCGAGGGGGUCUAGGUGUUAAACGAGCCCCUGUCGCACCCAUCUCUACGUCCGGUGCGGCUUCGGACAAGGCCCAGAUGGACACUACUGCUGACGGCAAGGGCGGCGAGAGUGGCCAGUCCAAAAAGAGCAAUGAUGAUUUCCGUGCGAUGCUCGAACAGAAGCGCGCGGAGUGA